UGUAAAACCAAUAUCAUCGUCCAACGGGUAGCCAAUUUUUUUUGAGGUUUCUGUCGAGGUGGACACACGAUCACGAAACCGCCGUUUGUCCUUUCGUGAUUGCUCUCUAUCAUAAAAAGUAUCCAAAUAACUGUCCGAGCUUAUCUCUGACUCAGCGCUUCAACGUAUUCGAACCGACGUUGACCAAGAACUUGCGUCCAUUUAUUACGUCGAGCAAACCUGUGUAGUGUUACUGGGUUUCGGGAGGCAUUUUGGAUUUCGAAAAUUGGUUCAUAGUGAUGGCCGUAACUGAGAUUGAACAAGACGAGUACUUCAUUGCAGCUAUUUUAUAAUUGAAUAUUUGAUUUUCACAAGCUAACAGAUUGAAAAAAAAACAGCCUUUUAAUGAAACAUUAUGAGGUUUCCGCACCCGAACAACAACUUCGACACUCACAAACGUUUCAAAUUUUGCCUCUAAGAAUAUAACCUCCAGAAUAAUAAAAUGUCAUUAAUCUGAGAAAAAGAGGGCCUGCAAAGCUGUGAUAUGGCAAAAUAUUCAGUUCAUCGCUGGUUCAACUUUCGAAGAAAGGCAAAAAAACGUCUUAAUAAGCUUUUUUUGCUCAUCGUCACAUUAGGACUUGCGACUUUUACCUUUGUUUUUGUUACAAAUUCGGAUUUUUAUGUCAGAAUGGUAAACAAACCAGUGAUGAACAUUCGAGGAGCGGAUAGUGGCAGAUGUUGUGUAAGCAUACAUCAUUCUUUAGACGUCUGUGGUCGGUCAGAGUGUCUUUGGCACUGCCCGCAAUUCGAAGCUGAAUUUAUAUCUCCUUCAAAAGAUCAUGAGCAUGCUUUCUUCCACGAAACUUCAGGCGCUGGGGCUCUCGAUACCCGCCAAGCUUGUGCUGUUGAAUCUGUCGCCUUAUCAAAUCCAAACCUAACCAUUUACUUGUUAAUGACCGCAGGAGAUAUUGACUGGAAUUCAACGACCAUGAAAACUCUGAAGAGUUACGACAAUGUUCACAUCCACAAGAUUAACUUAGGUGAAUACUUCAGUCAUACACCUUUUGAAGAGUGGUACUUCUGUUCCAAUUGGAAUUAUGGAUCCCACGCCGUAUCUCAUCUUAGCGACGCCCUUCGCUUUCUGACACUGUAUAAAUAUGGGGGUUAUUAUUUUGACUUGGAUGUAAUAAUGCUUCAAUCUGUGAUGCCCUACCAUAACUUCAUCGGAGCAGAAGACGAGGAUAAUUUGGCGGCUGGAGCCCUUCACGUAGAAUACCUUCAUCCAGUCAUCCGCACGUCGGUGGAAGAAUUUCGCAACACAUACAGAAAGGACAUUUGGGGUCACAACGGGCCAUUGCUGUUGACUCGCGUAAUGAUGAAAUGGUGUUCGGCAGACAACAUUCAAUCAAUGACUACUAGUACGUGCUACGGUUUUGGGAUUCUCCCUCCUGUGGCUUUUUACCCAGUUAAAUGGUUUAAUUGGGAGAAAUAUUUUUUGGAGGAAGACAUCGUAUGGGGAAACGAGACAAUUGGAACUCACGUGUGGAACAAAAAGAGCGUCGAUACAGCUGUUUACAAGAAUUCCACCCAGGUGUACGCCAAGCUUGCUCGCUCCAGAUGCCCUUCAAUUUUUGCAGUGGCCCCUGAUGUUUUCUAAUUUAUGUUACUGUCAACUCUUCACGUUGAUUUUAACUUAUUUUUGUUACGUUGUCACUUGAUUCAAAAUGGGUAGGUUAAAAAAAUUUAGAAGUAAAAAUUCACAUGUUCCAGGAUUAUUUGCCAGGCGCUGAGAUUCAAAAACAAAUCGAUUUGCAUCAGUACUUGAUGCUUGAGCAAUAAACACGAAUAAAAUUAUGUGUAAAAAUCAGAA
Messenger RNA from Daphnia magna, 1849 nucleotides. RefSeq names its product lactosylceramide 4-alpha-galactosyltransferase. The record is from RefSeq and is a predicted model, not a curated record. The transcript is spliced from 6 exons. Gene Ontology annotation, molecular function: hexosyltransferase activity. NCBI's taxonomy places the organism in Eukaryota, Metazoa, Arthropoda, Branchiopoda, Diplostraca, Daphniidae. The coding region runs from base 524 to 1636 and encodes 370 amino acids. Gene Ontology annotation, biological process: glycosphingolipid biosynthetic process.